Aspergillus terreus NIH2624 is the source of this 1917-nucleotide messenger RNA. RefSeq names its product glycoside hydrolase family 32 protein. NCBI's taxonomy places the organism in Eukaryota, Fungi, Ascomycota, Eurotiomycetes, Eurotiales, Aspergillaceae. Bases 1 to 1917 code for a protein of 638 amino acids. Gene Ontology annotation, biological process: sucrose catabolic process. Gene Ontology annotation, molecular function: sucrose alpha-glucosidase activity. The record is from RefSeq and is a predicted model, not a curated record. The transcript is spliced from 4 exons.
AUGGCCGUCUUGUCAGUUCUGGGUGUGGUGCUCGGUGUCACCAUCUCAACCGCAUGGAGUCAAACCCUGACGGAUGAGAAGAUUCAGAAGAUGGGAAACAACACUCUCUUCACACGCUGGAGACCUUACUCCCAUUUCCUUGCUCCCGCUGGGUGGAUGAAUGAUCCUUGUGGCCCCAUGUACGAUCCGGCCGAAGGUUUAUAUCAUAUGCAUUACCAGUUUAACCCGAACCACGUCAACUGGGGCAAUAUUUCAUGGGGGCACGCAACCUCUCCGGACCUCCUAACCUGGACGGAUGUUGACAACUCUCCCACUGAUGGACUCGCUGCCUGGAAGAAUGGUCAAGCGCAGUCGCUUGUGACCACCAACCUGACCAGCGACCACCAUGACCCGGCGCUGUACAAUCACCUGGGUAUCUUCUCCGGAACAGCCCAGCCUGUCAACCUCUCUGGGGUAUCAGACGGCACCUUUCUCGCCUUCUAUACAUCCGUUUCAAGACUGCCAACCUCAUACACGUUGCCGUAUUUGAAUGGAACAGAAAGCCAAAGUCUGGCAUACUCUACUGACGGUGGCGUCACUUGGCAAGAAUACGAGAACAACCCGAUCAUCGGCCAACCCCCUGAAGGCUGGAACAUCACUGGCUGGCGUGAUCCCUUCUUCCUUCCAAUCCCAAAGCUGGACACGCUCCUUAACUACGCAGAGCCUCACUACUAUGCUGUCUUCGGCUCCGGCAUCAAGGGCGUUGGCCCUCGCAUGCCAUUGUACAGCGCUCCUGCUUCUGAUCUCACCGACUGGACUUUCCUCGGCUCUCUUUGGGAACCGGCCGCGAACAGCACCUUAGGCUCGUUGGUGGAAACCGGCUCCUACGGACUCAACUUUGAAGUUUCCAACUUUUUCGAACUUGAUGGCCGUUACUUCGUCAGCAUGGGUGCUGAAGGUGGGGAAGUGAGCUUCCAUGACCGACGGUGGUCCUUGUGGAAUGAAGGCACUGUUUCAGCUCGCUCUAACGGCAGUGUUUCUUUCAACCCUGUUUCUGGUGGUGCGGCCGACUGGGGUCUUCUCUAUGCGAUUACCUCGUUCAACGACACCAAGAACAACCGCCGUAUUCAGUACGGAUGGGCAGCGGAGGACAUGGAUAACUUUGGCAUCACGCAGCAAGGCUACCAGGGAGCACUGUCAUUGCCCCGCGAGCUUUUCAUCAAAGACACCGUCGGCGUCGUGCACAACCCUGCCGACACAACCCCUGGAAACUCCCGCUACUUCAAGAACUCCAACGGCACCUGGACCGCCAGCACCCUUGGUGUCCGCCCAGCCAGCGAUGUCGUCGAAGGUCUCCGCCGUGGCUCCCACCACACCAAGACUCACUGUAGCCGCAGAAUCUGCGACAGUACCAGUCAACUCCCGCUGCCCAGCAAGCUCAGCAACUCCUACGAGCUGAAGCUUGUCAUCAAGAACACCACUGGUGCUACAGGCGUCACCGUUGCUGCCUCGCCCGGCGGCGAGGAAUACACCAACAUCUACUACGACCCAGCUAAGCACUCCAUCUCCCUGGACCGCCUGCACUCCUCCCAGAUCACCAUGUUCCCCAACACAACGCUGGCCGGUCACUUCGAGCCCUACCAACUGGACCGCACGGGGACAGAACCCAUCGAACUGAACAUCUUUGUUGAUGGCUCCAUGGUCGAGGUCUUUGUCAAUGACCGCUUUGCUCUGACCGGCCGCAUCUACCCCAGCCGAGAGGACAGCCACGGCUUCUCAUUGUACUCUGCCCCUGGCGCUCAUGUCGAGUACUCGGACAUUCAAAUCUGGGACGGUCUGCUCAACGUCUGGCCUCAGCGACCCUUGAACAGUAGCUCCGUGCUUGUAUUUGACACGCCGGCUGAGACGAAUAACUACACUUGGUGGGAUGGUAACUAG